AUGGCCACAACAAUCAACCGCUUGGGUUCCCAGAACCAAGGUAAAUUGCCGUCUCAGCCUGAAUUAAAUCCGAAAAACGUGAGCGCAAUGACCCUAAGGAGCGGGAAGGAAAUUCAGGGGCCUGAACCUGUGAUCCCUAAGGAUAAGGAUGAGAAAAAGAUCGAAAAUGAGCUUGAGAAGGAGGACGGCAAUGGUGCAGACCCAAAGGUACUUCCAGACCCAGUAAUUACAGUUAAAACUAACCCGCCUCCUUUUCCUAGCAGGUUGGAAAAAUCGAAGAAGCAGGAUAAGGAGAAGGAGAUCUUGAAGGUUUUUCGCAAGGUUGAGAUAAAUAUCCCCCUGUUAGACGCAAUCAAACAAGUACCAAAAUAUGCCAAAUUCCUAAGGGACUUAUGUGUCAAUCGAAGGCGAUUGAGGGGGGAUGAGAGGGUCAUUGUUGGGGAGAAUGUGUCAGCGGUCCUGCAGAGGAAGCUUCCACCCAAGUGCGGGGACCCAGGUAUGUUUACUAUCCCCUGUAGGAUAGGCAACACUGUGAUUAGAAUGGCCAUGUUGGAUCUGGGAGCAUCAAUUAAUGUCAUGCCUAAAUCUAUCUAUGCUUCUCUAAAACUAGGUCCAUUAAAAGAAACUGGGAUAAUUAUUCAAUUAGCUGACCGAACCAAUGCAUAUCCUGAUGGGUUGAUUGAAGAUGUGUUGGUAAAAGUUAAUGAUUUGGUGUUUCCAGCUGAUUUUUAUGUACUUGAUAUGGAUGAUGGUCACUCGCCCGAUCCCUCACUUUUGUUAUUAGGUAGACCCUUUAUGAGCACAGCACAAACAAAAAUUGAUGUUAAUAAGGGUAUCUUGUCCAUGGAAUUUGAUGGAAAAAUUGUGCAUUUUAAUAUCUUUGAUACUAUGAAAUAUCCCUCAAACUCCAACUUUAGCUUAGUUUUAUCUGUGAGUGCUAUUGAUCCUACGGUGCAGGAAGUAUUUGAAACUGUUGGCAGGGAUGAAUUGGAGGUAGUUUUGACCAAACACCUCGAGUUGGAGACAACUCCUGAGAUGGAAUGGAGUGAAGAUUUAAAGUGCACGAUAGGAGCACUACACUCAUUGCCAACCUCCACGAAAAGGUACGAAGUUUCACCUAUAUUCAUUCCCGAACCUCACCAGAGGGUAUUGCCAUCGGUGGUGCAGGCGCCUGUUUUGGAGUUGAAACCCUUACCAAAGCACCUGAAGUAUGCAUAUCUGGGUGACAAUGAGAUACUCCCGAUGAUUAUCUCAUCGGCACUGUCAAAAACCCAGGGGGAGAAACUGAUCCGGAUCCUUAGAGAGCAUAAAGAGGCGAUAGGUUGGACAAUCGCAGACAUUAAGGGGAUCAGCCCGGCCAUUUGUAUGCACCGGAUUAGACUGGAAGAGGAUGCUAAACCUGUUCGGCAGGCUCAAAGGAGGCUCAAUCCCCUCAUGAUGGAAGUGGUGAAGAAAGAAAUUUUGAAAUUGCUAGAUGUGGGGAUUAUUUUUGCAAUAUCAGAUAGCCCUUAG
Molecule: messenger RNA, 1512 nt
Organism: Coffea arabica (coffee)
Lineage: Eukaryota; Viridiplantae; Streptophyta; Magnoliopsida; Gentianales; Rubiaceae
Source: RefSeq, a predicted model, not a curated record